AUGUCGGACGAUCAUCAUGAUGACGAUCACCAGUUCGCUUCCGGAGAGUCUGGAGCUGCUGCUACCUACCCGAAGCAGUGCUCCGCUCUUCGUAAGAACGAGCACGUCAUGAUCAAGGGUCGUCCGUGUAAGGUACAUUUUUUUUAUUACUUCUAUGUGCCGUGAUGGUUUUGGAUAAGUUUCGGCUGAAAGAAUUGAUGCCAACUUUGAUUUCUGAGCACAUCUAGUUUUUCAAUAUUUGUUAUUCAUUUGAAAUUAAAAAAUAAUUAUUUUUCCAGAUCGUCGAAAUGAGUACCUCGAAGACUGGAAAGCACGGUCACGCUAAAGUCCACAUGGUCGCUCUCGACAUCUUCACCAACAAAAAGCUCGAAGAUAUUUGCCCAUCCACCCACAACAUGGAUGUCCCAGUAGUCAAGCGCCGUGAAUACCUGGUCCGUUUUAAACAUUGAAUUUCUUGUGAUUUCUUCAUGUGCUAUAAUGGUUUUUGGAUAAGUUUCGGCUGAAUUAAUUGAUGCCACUUUUUAAUGCUGAGCACUGUGUCUGGAAGGAUAAUUUCAGUGAAAUUUUUGACCUAUUUUAAGAUUUAUUUUUAGCUGAUGUCGAUCGAUGAUGGAUACUGCUCGCUGAUGGACCCCGAAACCUGUGACCAGAAAGACGACCUCAAAUUGCCCGAAGGAGAACUUGCUACCCAGAUCAGAGAUGCUCUUGCCAAGGACGAAGGCAGCGUUUUGGUGAGUGCUUCAAUUCCAAUGAUCUAAUUUCCAUGAGAAACUAUUUGAUAAACUGAUUAAAAAAACUUGUAAAAAUUGCAGGUUUCCGUCGUGUCCGCCUGCAACGAAGAGGCUAUCCUCGGCUACAAGAUCAGCACCAAGGAAUAA
Molecule: messenger RNA, 878 nt
Organism: Caenorhabditis auriculariae
Lineage: Eukaryota; Metazoa; Nematoda; Chromadorea; Rhabditida; Rhabditidae
Source: the annotation of a GenBank genome assembly